AUGUUUCAGGACCCUUCUCGUCGGUCAUGGCGGACAGGAGACGCCCCCGUGGUCCUGACACAACCAUCUCCGCUCAGCCAAGCGGGCAGUUGGAGAGACUAUGAAAGAGACUUUAUGCCCGAGGUUCGGGCGAAACCAGCCAACAUGGCUCCCCGGAGAAUGGCGUCCCUGCGCCGGAUCUCGCCACCAGAUUACAAGCCGACGCCGUUGAGAAGAUCGUUCCUGGUGAUACUGAUCGUCUUGCUGCUGGUCUGUAUCGUGUUGCUCGAGUGUGCAUGCCAGUUCCUGCCUACGGAGCAAGACAGGAGGAUCAUACCAGAGCCCAAGCCGAGCCCGACGAGCAACGUCAACAGCACGCCGACAGGCAUCGACAACCCUCCGUUGCUGAAGCCGAGAUUGCAAUUAUCGAGACGACUGUUACAGAACGCAACGUUGGAUGACGAGAGAGACAACGCACCCGCCAAUUCUCCAGCGAACACGGUGGUCCCGAUUACGAUAUCCACUGAUUUGCCAUACUCAACUUCGCAAGUAGUACCGGGAGACUUUGCACAGAUCGGAACCGUAGCAGUUGGGUCAUCUCCCACAACGGCCGCAGCAACCGACGGCAGGCCCAACCCGUUAAGGUCUGAAUCUACCGCUACAGAACCCCCCCUCACGCAACCAUCAAGCAACUUUGCAGAUACCGGCACCCAGCCCGCCAUCGGCGACAGCGGCAAGUUCGGCCAAGACGGCACCCAAACCAUCACCGAGGCCGCCCCAGAUGCCAACCCCGCCGGCUUCAUCGGCAUCGUCCUUCCCUCCACCACUCUGGACGAGGUUGUAUCAACCGUGACAAAAGAGACCACCAUCAUCGGAGUACCAGCGACAACAACAGUGAUAGGGGUCACAACCGAGAGCGGCCUUGUCCUCUCCUUCACUGAGACCCGGACCGUCGACCAAGUUGUGACGUUGGUGCCAUCACCAACGACAAUCUUCAAUGUUGUUACAGCCGUGUCACCAUCGUUUGUGACGCUGUCUGUUGAGAUCUUGAGUGAUGAUGACGGGACCCCGACCGUCACAGUCAUCAACACUCCUCCACCUGUCUUUUCUCCUGAAGUUAUCACGGUGACCGACUCGAGAGGUGUUCCGACACUGACAGUUACCACAGACGUGGUGGUACCGCCGAGAACCAAGGUCGUUACCAACUUCCAGGGAGUCCCAACAGCCACCAUCACCGAGUUCCCAACCGUCCCCACUGAUACCCCAAAGCCCCAAGCAGAGGUCUCAGUCUACUUCAUCUCUAGGGCCCAAUAUUUUGUCGGAUUCUUUUUGCCAACAAUCCUGGCAGUCAUGCUCACCAUCCCCAUCCGCAUGAUUGACAUGGCCGCGAAGCAAUAUCAGCCCUGGCACGCCUUGACACAACGCAUGGGCGUCCCCGCUGAGGAGUCGUUAUGCUUGCGAACAGGAGGGUUUCAUGGGAUCGUGUCCAGCUUCAGAGCGAUGGCGACAGGUCAGAUGUUGAUGGUCUUGACGACAUUGUUGACGAUUGCCUCCGUAUUCUUGGUGCCGUUGUCCUCUGAGGCAGUGGCGUUGAAGCUGCAUGGCAGCUGUACGCCCACCAACUUCAAUGGCUGUGCCAUGACCUUGGGGGUCUUCCUCGGUCCGGCCCGAGCGACAACCGCCCUGCUCAGCUUCAUGGUCGUCCUCCUGAUCUUGAUCAUGAUCGUGCUCCGCAAAUGGCGCACUGGCGUAGCAGCCAAUCCGUGGACCAUUGCUGGCAUGGGUUCACUGGCUACCAACAGGGAAACCCGCGCUGCAUUCUGCUCCCUUCCUCCCGACAAGAGGAAAGGACUUAGUCACGACAAACUGGUGAACGGCUUUGGUGACAGGACGUUCAGACUGGGCCACUUCUUCAACCACUAUGGUAUCCCAGAAUACGGCGUCAUGGCCAGUAGGGCAAACGUCACUAUUGUUCGUCCAGACCGACCGGAUUCUGUCAGCACAGACACGACCUCCCCUCAACACGAGUUGCUCGAGGGUCAAAACUCCAACGCAAAGGCCGAGCGCCACCUGCCGUUCCUGAUGCUGUCAUACAGUGGUAGGAUUGCAUUUCUGCUUCCCUUGACCGGGAUCAUGGCUGUUGUGUUAUACUACAACAACACCGGUGGUGACACGGGCUUCGAACGGUUCAUGAGCACCCAAAACUUUGGCGUGAGGUCGUUGUUCACGUUGAUGGGUGUUGGGAUAACCUUGUUUUGGAGUGCCUUUUUCACGAGUAAGCAUUUUUGUGACAUCUCCGCAUGGGAAAAACUCACUGACCUGUUCAUCUGUUUAGGCCUGGCUAUUCUCAGCCCGUACCAGCUCAUGUCUCAAUUCCCUCGGCCGGCCCAUCAAUCCAUCACUUUGUCUCCGCCAAUGAACGCCUUUUCCGGCAUCUGGAGCGCAAUCAAACGCCGGCACAUCUUCCUCAUUGUCGUUGCCUUUGUCGCAAUCUUGUCCGAAUUCCUUCCCAUCCUACUGAACAACGUGCCGUUCCGUGUCACGCAGACGUGGAUUGCAUCGCGGGUGUGUACCUGGCUGGCGGUCGCCAUCAUGGCCAUCAUGUGGAUUGUCGUCGCUGCCAGCUUUUUUAUCAAAUGGCCGCACAUGCCUGUUGACCCUAGCACGAUUGCGGGAGCAAUGUAUUAUGUGUGCGAUUCGUGGAUGUUGUGGAGUUUGGAAGGGUUGAGCCAGGUUCCCAAGAAGGAACGCGAUCGGAAGGUGAGGGAGAUGGGGAUGCAGUACGCGUUUGGGAACAUCGUGGGACAGUCGGGGAAGAAGAGGGUAGGGGUUGAUGGGGUGAAGGAGUUUGCAUGA
Podospora anserina S mat+ is the source of this 2835-nucleotide messenger RNA. RefSeq lists its product as uncharacterized. The transcript has a single exon. The coding region runs from base 1 to 2835 and encodes 944 amino acids. NCBI's taxonomy places the organism in Eukaryota, Fungi, Ascomycota, Sordariomycetes, Sordariales, Podosporaceae. The record is from RefSeq and is a predicted model, not a curated record.